This is a messenger RNA of Spodoptera exigua (beet armyworm), 762 nucleotides long. Lineage: Eukaryota; Metazoa; Arthropoda; Insecta; Lepidoptera; Noctuidae. The record is from the annotation of a GenBank genome assembly.
GUGAAACGUCAGCCACGUACGAACGACUGUCACCGAUCAUCUCUCUACCGCUUAGCGAAUUUGAUUUUAGUUGUUUAAUAAUAAGCGUAAAAUAAGGCACAAUGAGCGCAAAGCUGCUAUCCUUGAUCCUCAUCAUCGCGACUGCUGUAACAGCAGAAGAUGAACCAGCGAUCGCCAGGCUACUUGUUUCGAAGCAAGUGCUGAACAAAUACUUAGUGGAAAAUAUGGAUAUUUUGGUUAAAUACACGCUGUUCAACGUCGGUACUGCGCCCGCUGUGGACGUAAAGCUGGUUGACAACGGUUUCCAUCCUGAAGUGUUCCAAGUAGUUGGCGGUCAGUUGACAGCACACAUUGACAGGAUACCUCCACAGACCAAUGUCUCUCACGUCGUCACCGUCAGGUCUAGCAGAUACGGUUACUUCAACUUCACAUCUGCUGAAGUCACAUACAAAGCCACUGAAGAUGCCACUGAGGUCCAACAAUCAAUCAGCAGCUCUCCCGGAGAAGGUGCCAUUGUUGCCUUCAAGGACUAUGACCGCAAGUUCUCCUCCCACAUCCUAGACUGGGCUGCAUUCGCAGUCAUGACCCUCCCAUCUCUAGCCAUCCCCUUCGGCCUAUGGUACUCUUCCAAGAGCAAAUAUGAGAAACUAUCAAAGCCAAAGAAGGCUCAUUAGUUUGUAGAUAGAUAAUUAGGUAACUGCUAAUGUUGUCUGGAAGAGAUGUGACUGAUACAAUUAAAUUAUUUAUCAUAUUUUAUUUGGA